Messenger RNA from Guillardia theta CCMP2712, 670 nucleotides. RefSeq lists its product as hypothetical. The transcript has 4 exons. Lineage: Eukaryota; Cryptophyceae; Pyrenomonadales; Geminigeraceae. The record is from RefSeq and is a predicted model, not a curated record. Gene Ontology annotation, cellular component: mitochondrial membrane. Bases 144 to 521 code for a protein of 125 amino acids.
AGGCUGACAAAGGAGGGUGAAUUUUUAAGGACAGCAGUGGAGGGGGAGCAAGGUAACACGAACGACCAGCUGAGGAGGGAGGAGAGCGAGAAGUAGGCAGGUCACCUCAUAGAUCCACCGUCUCUGCUUCUAGCUCGACAGGGAUGAAGUUUUCAAACCAUUUCUUUAAGGUCGGACUCCCUUUCUUCUCUUUCAUGGUCUUGGGCUCCUUCGGCCUCCAGCAGGGACUCAAAUCGAAGUAUUUGGACUAUGACAGGCGGACCAAGGGAUCAAGUACGGAGGACCCCAACGCUAUCCUCGAGCAAAUCAACAGCACCCAACUAGAAAAAGAGUUUGAGAUGAAGGCCGUUCCAGGCAAGAUCCAGUCUACGCAUGAAUCUGCGGAUUUGUUGUACCUGAGGAAGGAGUUGGAGAGCCUGCGAGAGUCAGAGAAAUGGACGGGAAUUCCUCUUGACAAGCAGAAGCAAGAAGUCAAACAAAAGAUCAGAGCCCUGAAAAGGAGGGGUUUCCUUCCCUUCUAAGUUUCUCAUGUUGCGUGAAACAAAACUAAUGCCGAAAACAACAAAUGGAAGAAGCUUCUACUGGAAUGGAAGAAGCUUCUACCCUUCCGAACGAAACUCUUAGAUGUUGUCUUCUUCUUUACUUGUAACAGAACCUUAUUCGACCUUCG